GUCUAAUGGACAAGUACAUCUCAGUCCUAAUCAGCCUACCAGUCUGCCAAAUCAGCCUCGGCCGACCUUGACUUGAUUCCAUCCUUCUCCCUUCACUACUCGACACAACCCUAGCCAUGGCUCUGGCACGCGUGCGCCUUCCUCCCGCCGGACCAACGCCGGCCACUGCCUUCCUCUCGGGCACAAACCCCAGACCCGCCCGCCUCUCCUUCUCCCCGAAACCCACAUCCAACUCCCUCUCCGCCGCCGCUGCCGCCAAUGUGCCGCCGCCCCCCAUCGUCGUCGUGGGCUCCGCCAACGCCGACAUCUACGUCGAGGUCGACCGCCUCCCGCUCGUCGGCGAGACCGUGGCGGCCCGCGCCGGCCGCAGCCUGGCGGGUGGGAAGGGCGCCAACCAGGCGGCCUGCGGCGGGCGGCUCGCGCUGGGGCCCACCUACCUCGUGGCGCGCGUCGGGGACGACGCCAACGGCCGGCUCCUCGAGGGCGCCAUCGCGGACGCCGGCGGCGUCCGCAUCGACCGCGUCGCACGCGUGGCAUGCGCGCCCUCGGGCCAUGCCGUCGUCAUGCUCAUGCCCGACGGCCAGAACUCCAUCAUCAUCGUUGGCGGCGCCAACAUGGAGGGGUGGACGGGGGGCGUCGAGUCCGAGGACCUGGAACUGAUCCGGCAGGCCGGCGUACUACUGCUGCAGAGGGAGAUACCCGAUUGGGUCAACGUGCAGGCUGCGCAGGCUGCAAAAAGUGCAGGUGUGCCUGUUAUCAUGGAUGCUGGUGGAAUGGAUGCUCCUGUUCCUGGAGAACUACUCAGACUGGUGGAUAUUUUCAGUCCAAAUGAAACAGAGCUAGCACGUUUGACUGGGAUGCCUACCGAGACAUUUGAACAGAUCAGCCAGGCUGCAGGAGAAUGCCAUAAAAUGGGUGUCAAAGAAGUACUAGUUAAACUUGGAUCGCAAGGAUCUGCUUUGUUUGUUGAGGGAGAGGAACCAGUCAAACAGCCAAUAAUUCCUGCCACAGAAGUUAUUGAUACCACGGGUGCUGGUGACACUUUCACCUCAGCUUUUGCUGUAGCUCUGGUUGAGGGGAAGCCUAAGAAGGAAUGCAUGAGAUUUGCUGCUGCUGCUGCCUCUUUGUGUGUUCAAGUAAAGGGGGCUAUACCUAGCAUGCCUGACAGAAAAUCAGUGAUGAAGCUUCUGGAAUCUGCGCAAGUCAAAUAACUGUAUAAAGUGUUGAUAGUUCGAAGUCGGCCCCUUUCAUCAGCAAUAAUGGUUGCUAGGGUACGCACAAUUCGUGGGAUCCAUCAUGAAGUGUUGUUAGACCUUCACGUGCCCUCCAAAUAACGCUAAAACCUUGAGAUAGAAGGUGCCAUCCAGAGUAAAUCUCCCACACAAAAUAAGAAAGGACGUCAUGUGCUUUUCUUGCCAUACGCCCGUUUCACAAUCCUUUCGGUUUGCGAACACAAUGAACAGUUUCACAUUGGCCUGGAGCUAUCCGACGGUGACUCUGUUCUUACUCUAGU
Messenger RNA from Phragmites australis (common reed), 1513 nucleotides. Its product is annotated as ribokinase. Gene Ontology annotation, biological process: D-ribose metabolic process. Bases 117 to 1211 code for a protein of 364 amino acids. The transcript has 5 exons. The record is from RefSeq and is a predicted model, not a curated record. NCBI's taxonomy places the organism in Eukaryota, Viridiplantae, Streptophyta, Magnoliopsida, Poales, Poaceae. Gene Ontology annotation, molecular function: ribokinase activity.